CUUUGGUGGGAACAUAAUCAACAGCGUGAUAAACUGUGCUGUUGGCUCGCCAUUAGUGCAUUCCACACAGUUAUCCAUCGUCUUUUGAGAUUGUUUUCGUGCAAAAAGAUACUUUUUAAGAUUCAAACAAAAUGGAUAAAGUACCGAUUCUCGUGCCAGGUGACGCCGGCAAAACGAGACUAAAAAAAUUGGCCUCACAUUUUGAAUCUCACCACGGAGCGAAGCCGGAAUUUUUUAUCCGCGUGCCAGGGCGAGUGAAUUUAAUUGGAGAACACAUUGACUAUUCCGGUUAUGCGGUGUGUCCGAUGGCUAUUGAGCAAGAUAUGCUGGUGGCGGUGGGACAGCGUAAGGAGGAUCGAAUAUCGAUAACGAAUAUUGAUUCUAAAUAUGAACAAGUCGAUAUCGAUCUAUCGGUAUCAUCUUUCCGUGAACUGUUGAAAAAAGAUGAUAUCAAGUGGUACAAGUAUUUCGUGUGCGGGCUCACCGAAGGCAUUGAACUAGUUGCCAAAUCAGGACAGGAGUACAUACGUGGCUUGAACGUAUCAAUUUGGGGAACGAUUCCUCCCGCAGCUGGUCUCUCGAGCUCCAGCGCUCUCGUUUGCUCCGGUGUUCUCGCAAUUACCCAUGCUGACAAGCUGUAUCUAGCAAAGGAUGUUCUCGCAACGCAAAGCGCAAAAGCGGAGAGACUGAUUGGUACAGAGGGUGGUGGUAUGGAUCACGCAAUAGCUUUCCUCGCUCAGAAAGGCACUGCAAAGCUGAUAGAGUUCAACCCACUACGUGCCACAGACGUCACACUACCGUGGGAUGCUGUCUUUGUUAUAGCCGAUAGCAUGAAGCGGCACAACAAGGCUGCAUUCAAUAACUAUAAUACCAGAGUCGUUGAAUGUAAGUUAGCGGCUAAAAUUAUCGCUAAAAAAUAUGGUGCCAGUUGGAGGGACGUUGAGAUACUCAGUGACGUCCAGAGGAUGCUGGGAAAGACAUUGAAGGAGAUGGCAGAUAUUGCCUCUCAGGCAUUAACUGAUUGUGACGUGUCAGAGGUAUGUAGAAUUCUUGAAGUAUCGGCGAGAGAGCUGUCAGCUCUUGUGAAAAUUGACGACAAUGAUACGCGGAAAUUCCACCUCCGCAAACGAGCUCAACACGUAUUUGAGGAGGCUGCCAGGGUUAUCGAAUUCCAGAGUGUUUGCAGCGGGGAGGGGAGUAACCAGAUUCAACGAUUAGGGGAAUUGAUGAUUGCCAGUCAUACGAGUCUGCGGGAUCUUUUCGAUUGCAGUAUCACUGAGGUGAAUCAGUUGGUCGAUAUGGCACUCGAGAGUGGGGCGGCUGGUGCCAGAUUGACGGGAGCUGGAUGGGGCGGAUGCAUCAUUGCAUUGACAACCAAAGACAAAGCCGAUGAAUUUGUGACAAACCUGGGUGACAAACUCAGGAAGGCGUAUGGUCUGAGUGACGAGUGCAACAUGGAGACAUUGAUCUUCAAAACUGAACCGGGCCAGAGAGCCGCAGUCUACCUCGCCGAUUCUUAGAAAACAUUCCAUGUUUGAAUACGCAACUUUGUAUAAUGUAAAUUUCAAUAAACGUUACAAGCUCUAAAGUA
Diachasma alloeum is the source of this 1591-nucleotide messenger RNA. It is a transcript of the gene Galk, whose product is annotated as N-acetylgalactosamine kinase. The transcript is spliced from 9 exons. Gene Ontology annotation, molecular function: ATP binding; galactokinase activity. Gene Ontology annotation, cellular component: cytoplasm; cytosol. Gene Ontology annotation, biological process: galactose metabolic process; carbohydrate phosphorylation. The coding region runs from base 132 to 1520 and encodes 462 amino acids. Lineage: Eukaryota; Metazoa; Arthropoda; Insecta; Hymenoptera; Braconidae. The record is from RefSeq and is a predicted model, not a curated record.